AACGGCACCAACUCCAUUUCUUACGGUAAAGCACGAGGACCGAAAGAGUGGAUACCUUUUACCAGGCCGAAGCUGUACCUUCUACUACCGCCAACGAUGAAGAUGUUCGCCAAUUUUCAAGCUCCAGCUUUUUUCCUCCAGUUUUCCCGGAUCUCGCUAUGUUUUUCUAACAACUUGUUCUUUGAACCAACUCUCACAAUUCUCUUCGAGCAUGUCCUUAACAACUAAACUACACUUCACUUCCACCACUUACCAUAGUUUCAACAGCAAAUCCAGUAGAUUCAGGGGUUACAACACAAAAAUCCGACCAAAAUCUAUUUACAAUUUCAAUCCUUUAACAUUAUCUUUUUACCAAUCGAAAAGAAUGCAAGGUCCGGUUCAGUCUUCUUCAACUUCCGUGAUCAAGAGCUCGUUGAUCGAGCCUGAUGGUGGGAUCCUCAUCGAUUUGGUUGUCCCGGAUAGUGAGAGGGAAGCGAAGACGGUUGAGGCCGAGUCGUUGCCAAAGGUGAGGCUAACCAAAAUCGAUGUGGAGUGGUUGCAUGUAAUCAGUGAAGGCUGGGCUAGCCCUUUGAAAGGGUUUAUGCGGGAAGAUGAGUAUUUGCAAAGCUUACAUUUUAAUUAUUUGAGAUUGAAAGAUGGGUCCUUUGUCAACAUGUCUCUUCCCAUUGUUUUGGCUAUUGAUGAUGAGACUAAGGAGAGAAUUGGGUCUUCCUCCGAUGUUGGGUUGGUUCGGCCUGACGGAGACUUGAUCGCCAUUCUCAGGAGAAUUCAAAUCUACAAGCAUAACAAAGAAGAAAGAGUAGCUAGAACAUGGGGAACAACUGCAGCAGGUUUGCCAUACGUGGAGGAAGUCAUUACUCCGGCUGGAAACUGGCUCAUUGGAGGUGAUCUGGAAGUUUUGAAACCCAUCAAGUAUAAUGACGGACUUGAUUGCUACAGACUUUCCCCCAAGCAACUUAGACAGGAAUUUGAUAGGCGUAAGGCGGAUGCUGUUUUUGCUUUUCAGCUAAGGAAUCCUGUCCAUAAUGGACAUGCACUGUUGAUGAAUGAUACUCGGAGGCGACUUUUAGAUAUUGGUUUCAAGAAUCCGAUCCUCUUGCUUCAUCCUUUAGGUGGUUUCACCAAGGCUGAUGAUGUGCCCUUGGAUGUUCGGAUGGAACAACACAGCAAGGUCCUAGAAGAUGGAGUCCUUGAUCCUGAGACUACCAUUGUGGCCAUAUUCCCAUCACCUAUGCAUUAUGCAGGUCCAACAGAGGUACAGUGGCAUGCCAAGGGAAGGAUAAACGCUGGGGCUAAUUUCUAUAUUGUAGGUCGUGAUCCUGCCGGCAUGGGUCACCCAACAGAGAAGAGGGAUUUGUAUGACCCUGAUCAUGGGAAAAAAGUGCUGACUAUGGCUCCCGGCUUGGAAAAACUUAACAUUUUGCCAUUUAGGGUCGCAGCUUAUGACACAGUGGCAAAGAAGAUGGCAUUUUUUGAUCCUUCACGUGCCAAAGAAUUCCUCUUCAUCUCAGGAACCAAGAUGCGAACAUAUGCAAGAACUGGUGAGAACCCGCCUGAUGGUUUUAUGUGCCCUGGAGGAUGGGAAGUCCUUGUCAAAUACUAUAAGAGUUUGCAAGCAGAGGAGGCAACACCACAACCAGCCGCUGUAUCUUAGAUGCAUAGCAUAAUUCAGUAAUAGAUCUUGCAGCAUGUUUUAUUACAACAAAUAAGGUAAGAGUUUCCUUUGGUUUCAAGUUGAGCACCAUUACUCCUAAUUUCAGCAGCUCCAGUAAAGAAUUCAACAUCUCCAUGUCCACUUUUAUGCCUUUGUUCAACUCUAGGUGGUGAUUGUAUUUCAAUUUUUAAUAUUGUAGUGAGAAAACAAUUGUUAAUUCUAUUAGUGGAACCGAUGCUCAACAGAUGUGGCAACCUCUGAUGGCUUGUGCUGGUUUGAAAUCUGAAUGUAUUGAAGUACUAUUU
Messenger RNA from Hibiscus syriacus, 1959 nucleotides. RefSeq names its product ATP sulfurylase 2-like. Gene Ontology annotation, molecular function: sulfate adenylyltransferase (ATP) activity; adenylylsulfate kinase activity. Gene Ontology annotation, biological process: sulfate assimilation. The record is from RefSeq and is a predicted model, not a curated record. The transcript is spliced from 5 exons. Bases 212 to 1654 code for a protein of 480 amino acids. NCBI's taxonomy places the organism in Eukaryota, Viridiplantae, Streptophyta, Magnoliopsida, Malvales, Malvaceae.